Messenger RNA from Oryctolagus cuniculus (rabbit), 6737 nucleotides. The record is from RefSeq and is a predicted model, not a curated record. Lineage: Eukaryota; Metazoa; Chordata; Mammalia; Lagomorpha; Leporidae.
ACACGGGAGGACAGCAGCGAUGCCGGCAGCCCCUCUGCCUGCCCGGUCAGGCCACCAACCCCAAGCCUUUCUGCACUCUGAAGAUUGAGGCGAGAGAGGCCAAGGAAGGCGCCCCACGCGUGCUGCUCCGUGGGCACAGGCGGCCGGACUCCAGCCAGCCACACGCCCAGAAAGGCUAACAGCAGAUCCACGCACGGCCCAGCAACAGGGACCAGAAUCCCCAACAGCUCCCCAGAGGACGGAAGAGCACUCGGCGCCCUCGGACGCACAGGGUGAGCACACUCGGGUCUGACAGAGCACAGCCGCAGCAUAGGGAGAAGGCAGACGUCAGCGGUGCUGCGGGUCUGGGAGCUGGCGCGGUCGGGCAGCACACGGAAUGCCAACGGAGCUGGGGAAGGCAGCACUCUCAGACCCCCAGCGAGGAAUCCGUGACAUCACUAAAGUCCCACUUGCUGUGGUGUAGCGGGUAAAGCCGCUGCCUGCAGUGCCAGCGUCACACGAGGGCGCCGGUUUGAGUCCUGGCUGCUCCACUUCUGAUCCAGCUCCCUGCUAAGGCCUGGGAAAGCAGCGGAAGAUGGCCCAACUCCUUGGGCCCCUGCAUCCGUGUAAGAGACCCGGAAGAAGCUCCUGGCUUUGGACUGGCACAGCUCCUGCUGUUGUGGUCAUUCGGGGACUGAACUCUCUCCCUGCCUGUCACUCUGCCUUUCAAAUAAAUAAAAAAUUUUUUAAGUCCCAUUUGCAAGAGCUACCAAAAAAACCCUAGGAAUUCAUUUAACCAAGGAAUUUUUGGCCCCCGAUUCAGCCUGGCUGGCCCUACAUGUUGUGGGCAUUUAGGAGGUGAACCUAAAUGGACAGCUCACCCCACCCCAACGCUGUCACUUCAUUUGCAAUAAACCAUAGUUUUUAAAAACUGAUUCACAGGAUGCACAGAUGACCAAAACAACGAAGCUGAAGGCCUCACGGCACCUGAUUUGAAGACGACAGAGCUACUGGGGUGCUUCCAAAAUUCCAUGGGGAAAUACAAGCAAAAGGUGUUGUUUUGUUUGCUACAAAAGUGAACUCCAUGCAGAGUUACAGAGAAAGAUGAGACAUCUUCAUCUGCAGGUUUAAUCCCCAAAUGGCACAAUGACCGGGGUGCAGCCAGGCUGGAGCCUGGAACUGCCUCCGGUCUGCCCCAUGGGUGCAGGGGUCCCAGGACUUGGGCCAUCUGCUGCUGCUUUCCCAGGUGCACUAGCAGGGAGCUGGAUCGGAAGUGGAGCAGCUGGGGACUCCAGUGCCCAUAAGGGACGCCAGCGUUGCAGAGACUACCUGCCACGCCACAGUGCUGGCCACCCAUGCGGCCUUUCAUGUGACCUGUUUUCCCUGAACUUUUUGAGGAUGCCCAGUAGAGUAACCAAAACGGCAUCUGUGCCCUGCAGCUGACAGGUCCCAAAGACAAUGGUGACAGGACAGCGGGGGUAAGUGGGCCUCCUUGUGCAGAGCACGUGCCCCUCACAAAUAAACAGAUCCAGCCCUGAAACUGCCCAUCAAAACGGGAGCACCAAGACAGGCAGGGUAAGCACUCAUCUGGGUAAGACUGCAGAAGCAAAACCAGACUAAGGACUGUGUCAAACUAAGCCCUGCACAGUAGGGAAACCAAACGAAGAGAACAGACUGGGAGAGAAGGUGUGCAAACCACUCACAGGGCAGAGGACCAGCGUCCAGAACGUGCCGAGCUGUCGCUGUGGCGUAGCAGAAGAGCUGCCAUCGGCAGAGCCAGCGUCCCAUGUGGGCGCUGCUUCAAGUCCUGGCUGCUCCACCUCCAAUCCAGCUCCCUGCUAGUGCACAUGGGAAAACAGCGUUAGAUGACCCAAGUACUUGGGGCCCCGCACCCACGUGGGAGACCAGAGGAAGCGCCUGGCUCCUGGCUUCAGAUUGGCCCAGCUCUGGCCGUUACAGCCAUUUGGGGAGUAAACCAGCAGAUAGAACACACCUCUCUCUGUAACACUGCCUUUCAAAUAAAUCUUCAAAAAGGAAAAAAAAAAAUCCAGAAUAUGUAAGGAAUUCAACAACAAAAGGUUCAAAAAGGAAAAGAUGGUAACAGACAUCUCACAAGGAGAGACGUCCAACACAUGCAUGAAAACGCACCCACAUGACUGGUGUCAGGGAAAUGCCAGUCAAUACCGUGGACUACUGGGGCCAGUGCUAUGGCAUAGUGGGUAAAGUUGCUGCCUGCAGUGCCGGCAUCCCGUGUGGGUACGAGUUCUAGUCCUGGCUGCUCCACUUCCCAUCCAGUUCUCCGCUAUGACCUGGGAAGGCAGUGGAAGAUGGGCCAAGUCCUUGGGCCCUGCACCUGCAUGGGAGACCUGGAAAAGGCUCCUGGCUCCAUAUUGGUGCAGCUCCAGCCAUCUGGGGAGUGAACCAGUGGAUGGAACUGGUUAAAUAUCCAAAGCAAAUGGAGUUAGCACACCAGAGAUUUCUGCACGUCCAUGUUGAAUGCAGUCCGAAUCCUAACAGCUAAGACCCGGAGUCGGCCUAAGUGUCCAGCACCCAGCACAGGCCUGACCAAGAGUGUUGCCUACCAUUUGCAGCAAACGGGUCAACGAGAACGCUAUGUUGACAGGCGCAGAAGGAUGAUACCAACUGGGACUGCCAAAGAAGCUCCAGCAACGCUUUCGCGAAGGUGGUCCCUCAGCCCCCAGACACAGCCCUGGGCCAAAGCCAGGGAGAGGGGCUGUUUCACAGUUCUGUGUGCCAGGGAACCCAAGAACUGCCAUCAGAUUCUCGCCCAUGAUGAACAGAAAACUCUGCAAACCAGCGCGCGGAUGAGGCGCAAAACCAAGAGUCAGACUUUGGCUGACCAGUGGUUCAGAAAGACAGGAGAUCCCCACUUCCACACACGGCCGCUAAGCAGCGAGCGAGCCACUGCACACGCUGACGACCGGCAGUGCUUGGCAAAGGGGAGCAGACCAGGCGGGCGCAGCCCCGGCUGACCGCCUGCAGGAGCUUCCAGGACAAGCAGAGACACAAACCCAAAGCCGGCGGUGGCACAGGGCUGGGCGGAGAGACCAGCACGCAGGAAGGCCAAGGCCAGUGGGGCUCGAAGCAGAGCACUAGAGGGGACGCAAGUCCUUGGGCCCCGGCACCCACACGGGAGACCCAGAAGAAGCUCCUGGCUCCUGGCUGCGGACCGGCCCAGCCCUGGCCAUUGCAGGCAUUUGAAGAGUGAAUUAGUGAACGGAAGACCUCUCUAACUUUCAAAUGUAGAAAUCUUUACAAAGAAAAAAGAAGUCUGUCUGGGGCGAGUGUUGCGGCGCAGGUUACACGGCUGCUGCAGGGCUGGCUUCCCACACCAGCGCCAGUUCAAGUCCCAGCUGCCCCGCGCUUCCUGCUGAGCCUGGAAGACAGUGGAGAUGGCCCAAGGCCUGGACCUCUGCCAUGCAUCUGGGAGCCCAGAUGGACUUCCAGGCUCCUGGCUGCAGCCUGGCCCAGACCUAGUACUCUGCCCAUCUGGGACGUGAACCAGCAGACGCAAGACCUCUGUCUGCCUUCUCCACCUUUCAAAUAACUAUUUGAAAAUAACUUUUUAGAAGAUACAUUAAAAGUGUAGUAAGAUAAAUGCAGGUGGAAAAGACUUUUAAGCUAAAAAAAUAAAUAAUUGCCAGCAGGGCUGCCCUGUAGAACGGCACGUGGGCUUCAGGAGGAAAAUACCAGAUGCAAAUGUGGACCUGCGAGGAGGAGUGAGCAGCCCAGAGACCGUCAGGAUGCCCACCCCUCGUCCUUUACCGACACUGCUGACUGCCUGAGGUCACUGUGCGGUGUAUUACGUCUCCUGUGGCGCUGUUCCGCUGCCUCCAGGAAGGGCGCCGUGUCCCUGGACGGCGCACUGCCACAGCCACGUGCCUGAGCCCUGCAGCACGCACUCUACACACGGCAGAGCACAGCCACAAAGCCCGCGCACCCCGACGUGGGCACCGAGAGGCAACGGCAGAGCCGGCAACAGCCAGGAACAGAAGGGAACGUGGGGCAGCUGGCAGCGACCGCACAGGCCAAGCCCGCUUCCCGGCGACGUGCCAGAGGCUGGUUUCCCUAUAGAAGCCAGUCCCCACCUGAGCGGGCGUUUGGGGAGUGAGCCAACAGAUCUGACUUCCAAAUCAACACCAGGGUGAGGGGAGAAUCCAGACGCUGACCGAUGCUGAGGCUGAGGGGGCCUCAGAGCCUCGUCUUCCUGCUGUUAAACACAGCAGGAGGAGGUGAGGAAACUUGGCUUCUCUAAGUCCCAUUUCCUGUGGGAGGCCGGACUCACCUGGGACGCUGCUGGACUAGUCUUGGGCCCCACCUUCCAACAGCCGGGCGGGGCUGUGGCGAGGCUGUGAAGCUGUGCACCCCGAGUCCGCUGCAGCCCCUGGGGGCCCCCACACUCCCUGUGAGCAGAGCGAUGCGAGCUCAGGUCCCGAGGUACAGGACACACGGAGCUGCACAGGCAAGCAUGGUAACAUGGAGGGAAGGUGAUCCGUGCAACACAGAAUUUUCCAGAAUGAGGGACCCGGGCGUAUCUUGAGGCUGAAGGCAGACGCUGUCAGAAAGAGGCUGAGAGCUAGGCUGCAGCAGACCAGGGAGGAGCCCUGGGGGAGACGCCUGGGCCAGGAGGAGGGGAGACCUUGGAGGGACACCCAGAUUCCAUGGCAUGGCCUGUGCAGCCUAGCACAGGAGGCACACGCCGGGCUGCUGCUCGGGUGAGAAGGGGCCAGUCCACACUGAACGAGCCGUGAGCUAAAACCCACACCAGGUGUCAGAGACUCCAUAUUUUUAAAAAGUCGAUACACGGCAGGUCAGCUGCUACCUGGGGCCCCCACGUCCCAGGUCGGAGCGCCGGUUCAAGCUGUUGGCUUCUGAUGCCGCUCCCUGCUAAUGCACCUGGGAAGUAGCGCAAGACGGCAAGUGCGUGAGUUCCUGCCACCCCCUGGGGGACCAGGAUGGAGUUCCAGGCUCCAGGCUUCGGCCUGGCCCAGCACCAGCCUUUGUGGGCAUUUGGAGAGUGAACCACUGGAUGGCUGCUGAGCCAUGCUCUCCGCGGGGACCGCCUGCAGCCUGCUGCUCCUCAGCGUGCUCUGGGUGGACGUGGCCAUGGCCGGCUCCAGCUUCCUGAGCCCCGAGCACCAGAAGGCCCAGCAGAGAAAGGACGCCAAGAAACCACCUGCGAGGCUGCAGCCACGCGCGGAAGACAACGGGCAGGAGGAGGCGGAGGACCAGCUACAGAUCCGGUUCAGCGCCCCCUUUGAUGUGGGAAUCCAGCUGUCGGGGGCUCAGUACCAGCAGCACGGCCGGGCCCUGGGCAAGAUCCUUCAGGACAUCCUUCGAGAAGAGACCAAAGGUGAGCUCUCGCCCGGGUCCCAGCCGCAGGCCCUUCCUCCCCUGCCACCUCUGUGGGCAGCUGAGUGUGGCUUCGAGCUGGGCUGCUGCCCUCGGAGGACAGCAGGCUCCAGGACCAGGCUCCAUCUCCUUAACGGUAAAGGAAGCAGACAAGGUUACCUGGUGCGCAGUCGCGUCUGUGAGGUGUGCGAGGGGCCUUCGAAGGCUCCCGGCAAACAGGCAGGCCCUCCCUCUAGUUCUACCUUCCGCAGACGCUUCCACGGCACGGCCAUGCGCUCAGAGUGGGCCCCUCGCCGCGGGCGCCGGGCUUGUCCAGCCGUGCUGACAGAGCACCACACCCCUCACCCACCCUGGGCUUCACUCCGCAAACGCCUGCUACAGGCAAGGCUGGGCUGAGCCAGCAGCCAGGCGCGCUCGGUCCUCCACACGAGGGGAGGAAGUGGGGCCUGGGCCAUCACCGGCUCCUCUCGAGGCGCACCAGCAGGGAGCCGAGCCAGGCUCUGCGGUGCAGUGCAGGCACCUCAAGCAGCGACCGCACACGCCCAGCCUAGGCGUUGGCUCCGACCUGCAUCCUUUCGUGUCUCAUGAAGACACCACCAAGCCUCUGGCUUCUGCCUGGCCCAGGCCGGCUGCUCCGAGCUUCCAGGGAGCAGUAAAUCACCAGAUCAAAGCUCUCUCCUGUCUCUAUUUUUCAGAUAAAUAGAAUAAGACAGAAUAAAAGAAACCCAAAACCAAACAGGCCUGCCUCUGGAAGCAUCACCAGCCCACCGCUCCCCACACCCAGGCUGAGGCAGGGCCCAGGUCCCCACACCCAGGCUGAGGCAGGGCCCAGGUCCCCACACCCAGGCUGAGGCAGGGCCCGGCGAGGGGGGGCUCACACCCAGGCUGAGGCAGGCAGGGCCCACUACUCCUCACACCCAAGCUGAGGCAGGGCCCGGGAGCCCCACACCCAGGCUGAGGCAGGGCCCGGGGGCCCCACACCCAGGCUGAGGCAGGGCCCGGCGGGGGGGGGCUCACACCCAGGCUGAGGCAGGCAGGGCCCACUACUCCUCACACCCAGGCUGAGGCAGGGCCUGGGGGCCCCACACCCAGGCUGAGGCAGGGCCCGGGGUCCCGCUGUCCACUGCACACAUCUUCCCCUCCGGGGCCACACCCACCCCGGGGAAGAAGAGCCACCUCCCAUAGCGCUGGCAGCACGGCAGGCCCGAAUUCUGAGCUGGCCUCUUGCUUCGCAGAGGCCUCGGCUGACCAGUGAUGCCGCGUGACCGGCCCACCUCGUGCCCCGCCCGGCUGGGAAGCCCUGACCUGGCUUUCAGAGGCUUCCGCCACACCCCCCACUGCUGUCCCGGCUCAGGAGGCAAAUAAACAUUCCGAUUUUCAAACCU